AUGUUUCUCCCUCGCCUUUUUGGCCUGGCUGCCCUCUCCCUGGCCAGCCUGGGAGCAUCAGUCGAACUCACCGGUUAUGAAUACGUUAUCGUCGGGUCCGGAGCUGGCGGUGGUCCGUUAGCGGCUCGACUAGCUCUUGCUGGUCAUAAAACACUGCUUAUCGAAGCAGGUGAUGACCAAGGCGAGAACACCAACUAUACUGUCCCAGCAUAUUCCGCCAAGGCCUCCGAAGAUGAAUCCAUUGCUUGGAACUUCUUUGUACGCCAUUAUACCAAUGACUCUCGCCAGGCCCUCGAUUACAAAACAACUUAUGAGACACCCGAUGGCGAUCAGUAUGUUGGCCUGAGCCCACCUGAGGGCUCAACCAUGAAGGGAACUUUGUACCCACGUACCGGAACCCUCGGUGGCUGCACAGCUCACAAUGCCUUGGUUACCGUCUACCCUUUUGAGUCCGACUUUGACUACAUCUCAACCCUAACGGGCGAUGCAUCAUGGGCCCCGGAUAACAUGCGCAAGUACUUCGAGAAGCUGGAGAACAACAACUACUUGCUGCCCGGUCUACCAGGACAUGGAUACGAUGGCUGGAUGCACGAUGAGGUUGCGCCUAUCAAUAUCGUCCUCGAAGAUCCCCAGCUGCUGGACAUGCUCCUCGGCGGAGCUUUCGCUCUGGGCAACGUCACAGAUACCAUCUUCAAUGUUGCUACCCUUCUUGCCGGAGACGCCAAUGCAAACUCCAGAUCCCGCGACACCAACCCAGGAUACUACCAGGUUCCGUUAGCUAGCAAUGGCGCAAAGCGAAAUGGACCUCGCGAGUUCCUCGUUUCCGUUCGAGAUGCGACUAACCUUGACGGCUCAAAGAAGUACCCUCUCGAUAUCCGCACAAACUGCCAGGCGACCAAGGUCAACUUCGACAACUCCACUGGCACCCCCCGCGCGACUGGCGUCGAGUUUCUCGACGGCAAGUAUCUGUACCGUGCUAGCCCUCGUUCCGGCGAUGCAGGCAGUGGUACCCCUGGUAGCGUGAAUGCUUCCCGCGAAGUCAUCGUCGCUGGCGGUGUAUACAACUCCCCUCAACUGCUGAAGCUGAGUGGUGUCGGACCCGCUGAUGAGCUGCGUCAGUUCGGAAUCGACAUUGUCUCUGAUCUCCCCGGUGUCGGUACAAACCUGCAAGACCACUAUGAGACCGCAGUUCAGGGUCGCGUCCCAUACAACUUCACUGCACUGGACGGCUGCACUUUCACCUCCGAACAAGAUACCGACCCGUGCUUGAAGCGAUGGGAGAACCCCAUCCUGGGUAACCGAGGCAUCUACUCAUCGAAUGGAUUCGCCAGCACAAUGCUAUACAAGAGUUCCAAUGCAGUGGAUGACGACUUCGAUGCUUUUGUAUUCGGAGGUCCAAUUAAUUUCCGUGGUUACUUCCCCGGAUACAGCAUCAACAUCACCGAGCACCACGACUGGUUCUCCUGGGCUAUUCUGAAGGCUCACCCACGCAACUCAGCUGGUUCAGUGAAGCUGCGCUCAGCCGACCCACUCGAUAUGCCCGAUAUCGUGUUCAACUAUUUCGAUACCGGUAGCGGAGAUUACGAGGCUGACCUGGAAGCUAUCACCGAGGCUAUUGGUUUGGCUCGCGAUGCAUUCUCCCGCCAGCUGCUGGACAUUGAUGAGAUUUUGCCUGGAAAGGAUAUUACUUCUACUGAGGAUAUCCACGACUACAUCAAAAAUACUGCUUGGGGACACCAUGCUUCCUGCACUUGCCCUAUUGGUAUCGAUGACGAUCCCAUGGCUGUUCUGGAUUCUAAGUUCCGCGUUCGCGGUGUUAACGGCCUGCGGGUGGUCGAUGCUUCUGUCUACCCUAAGAUUCCUGGAACAUUCACUGCCGUCUCCACCUACAUGGUCUCAGAGAAGGCCGCAGAGGAAAUCUUGAGCGACGCAAGCAACUAA
Penicillium angulare is the source of this 1941-nucleotide messenger RNA. RefSeq names its product GMC family oxidoreductase. The coding region runs from base 1 to 1941 and encodes 646 amino acids. The record is from RefSeq and is a predicted model, not a curated record. Lineage: Eukaryota; Fungi; Ascomycota; Eurotiomycetes; Eurotiales; Aspergillaceae. The transcript has a single exon. Gene Ontology annotation, molecular function: flavin adenine dinucleotide binding; oxidoreductase activity, acting on CH-OH group of donors.